This is a messenger RNA of Scheffersomyces stipitis CBS 6054, 1863 nucleotides long. RefSeq names its product Zcf32p (gene ZCF32). NCBI's taxonomy places the organism in Eukaryota, Fungi, Ascomycota, Pichiomycetes, Serinales, Debaryomycetaceae. Gene Ontology annotation, molecular function: zinc ion binding; transcription cis-regulatory region binding; DNA-binding transcription factor activity, RNA polymerase II-specific. The coding region runs from base 1 to 1863 and encodes 620 amino acids. Gene Ontology annotation, cellular component: nucleus. The record is from RefSeq and is a predicted model, not a curated record. Gene Ontology annotation, biological process: positive regulation of transcription by RNA polymerase II. The transcript is spliced from 5 exons.
AUGGAUGCUGCUAAGAAGAAGAUACGAAGAAGCAGAAACGGCUGCCACAACUGCAAACGAUUGAAAAUCAAGUGCGAUGAGCAGAAGCCAGUUUGUUCCUACUGUGCCAAGACCAGAGCUACUUGUGACUAUUCAAUAAAACUCACCUGGGGAGGGAGACCAUAUAGAGAUACCAACAAGAGACCCUGCAUGCCCGAGAUCUCGGAUGGUAUUGAGAGCUUAUCCAGCGCACUAGAGAAAGCCUCUAAUGGCGGCCAACAGUUCCUCUUGCAUAACUCUGAGAUUUUCAACAACUUCCUCUCUGGAAAUAUGGACGUUAAAAUUUCUGAAGAUGUAGAUGAUCAUAUGCGGGCAAAUCCUACUCAAGCUGCUGAAUCAAAAAAAUUCCCUAACGAAGACUUCUUCAGCAGCUACUCGGAAGACUUAGCCAGAAUCGAAGCGUAUUUGCCAGCCCGACUGCCCAACUUUGGUGGAGACUUCUUUGCGCUCUCCAAUUCAUUCCAUGAGAUCUUUGCCACGAUUCCACCUCUGAUAACACCUCUUCCAGAGAUCUUGUUGCAUGUACCUUUCUAUCGUAACUUGAUGCACUUCUGGGUCAACGUUGCCUCUGACCAUCUUGUGCCAGCACCCCCACAUUUGUAUAAGGACAAUCCUUUCAAAAUCUUGUUGCCUCAGAUGGCUAUGGAGUAUCCCUCUAUUUUGACGACGUUGUUGGCAUUUUCAGCUUCUAUCAGAUCGCUGUUGGUAGGUGCCAAUGAUACACCUGAGAUUGUGACGGACCAGUUGCUCUCAAGAUCUUGCCAUGAGUUACUAAAAUUGUUGAAAGACAGCAAAACUGCAACUUCUGAUUACACGUUGGCUACGGUACUUUUGCUUUCGUGUUACGAAGUGUUCAACUCAAAGGAUUUCAAUAAACAUAGAGCGCACACUGUAGGAGCCAGACAAAUCAUCAUGGCCAGAAACCAGUCUGCCAUCAAAAAGGAACAGAGCUCUGUGAUCGGCACUGAGAGUGAUAUCACAUUCUUUUUAAUGAGAUGGUUUGUUUAUGUGGAUAUCAUUGGAGCGUUAUCUUCCACUAGGAACAACCACAACUAUAUAUCUAAAAGUGAUAACAUUCAUUCGUACACUCCAGCCGAGUCGGUGACUACGUUGAAUGAAUUGGACAAACAUAUAGAACAGAAUCCUAAACGAGACAUCGACCAUUUGCUUGGGUUUGACGUCAAAUUCCUUCCUCAGUUUUCGGAGAUUGCUCUUCUCAUCAGACGAACCAACAGUUAUCUUUCACGUGAAGGAGUUGACAAGGAUGCAAUUCCGUUUGAAAUAGUAGCGCGAGCACUAGAAGUCAAGGAGAACUUGAUGAAGGCAUAUGAGAUAGGAGAACGUAGACGUCAGAAGAAGCUCGACGAAGCCAUAGACCAUCGUAUUCAACAGAAGAAGAAACAGACCAACAGCACUUCUCCUCCCAACUUGACUCAUUUGAUAGAACACGAUAACACCAUAAGGACCACCAAUAAGAUCUUCUGUGACACCGGGAUUCUCAACUUGUACCGUCGAGUCCUCAAGAUACCACGUGAAUCGUCACUUGUGCAAGAUCUUGCCAACAACAUUGGCUCAAUGCAAAUGAAGUAUAUCGAGUCGCGUUCGCCAGCAGAUAUAUGUACCAUUUUCUGUACGUUUGCAGCCGGCUGCGAAACCCAAGAUGGAAAAAUGCAACAAUUUUUCAACGACAGAUUCAGCUGUUUGAUAGAAAUGGGUAAUGUAAAUGCGUUGAAAGGGUUGAAGAUAAUGAAACGGUGCUGGGAAACAGGCGAGGACUGGAUCGUGGCGUCCAGAACGUUGGAUAUAGAUAUGGCUUUACUUUGA